Molecule: messenger RNA, 336 nt
Organism: Caenorhabditis bovis
Lineage: Eukaryota; Metazoa; Nematoda; Chromadorea; Rhabditida; Rhabditidae
Source: the annotation of a GenBank genome assembly
AUGUUUCGACUAUUCGUGAUCGUGUGCAUGAUUCUGGCUGCUGUCAAUGCCGGCUGCCCUUCACCAUCCUCCAUCUACCUUCCCGCUAAGGUCAAAUGCCCAUCAUGCGAUUUCACACCAUCGUCAGGAGCAUUCCAAGGAUCAGGAAACAAGUACACAAUUAAAUGCCCGGCAAACACUGAUGUCUGGUUCUACAAUGAGAGCGGGAAGGAGUUCGUCGCACCGAUGAGCGCCGUUGGAAGCAAAGGAUCACUGAGCUGCGAGGGAUCGAAAUGGCGUUUGAGGAUUCCGGGACAAAGCCAAAUCGUUUCCGCGUUCGCGUGUGCGUCGUCAUAA